AAAGGACACACUUCCCCGGAGCAAGGGCAGGUGUGACCAUGUGAUGUCAUAAAGGACCCACAUAUCCCUGAGGCGUUUGUCUUUCAAACGAUGCAGCCCCUCUGACGACAUCAUCAGAGCGACAGAUAGAAGAACUGCUGAUGUCAGGUUUUAGUGCGACGAGACACUUGAAUCUAAUAACACUUUUUGUGUUAGCUGGAAAAUGGCGCUUUACGCAGCUAGAGUUUUGUCAGAGAUGGGCUGGGAGAAGCAUUACGCCCUCCCAGUGCUCAAUGCUGAAAACAAGGCUUUGAUAGAACAGAUUUGCUUGAAAAAGAGAGAUCUCUUGCAGCUGAAAAACAAAUUUGAAAGUAAUAAAGAAAGGGAGCAAUUAGGAAACGACUUCCUGAAAAAUGUUAAAAAGGAGCUGGAAAUCACGGAGGCUCUGUGCAGGGCCAAAGAUCGAGAAGCAGAGUCAGAGACACACCUCACCGCCAUCGCAGAGAGGGAAACAGGUCGCCUGGUGCAGGAAAAUGCCAAGACGGAAAACAAUAUUCAAUAUAUGUCUGACAAGAAAGAUACCUUAGAGAAACAAAUCCUCAGGGAUAAACAAAAUCUGGAGCAGUUUCGGACUCAAAUGCAGUGGGACCAGACGGGCAUGGAGGCCUUUUUGGAGGAGUCAACACAAAAAGAUGACGACAUGAUGGCCAUAAUUAAGUAUUCACAGCAAGAUGAGUUGAGAAUCAAGUCACUCACUUUGGCUAUUGAGAGGACCACAAUAGAGGGCAAUAAAAAACGCAAAGCGCUGGACAAGGAAAUGACGGAGACUCUAUCUGCACAGAUUGCUUUGGACAAGAUGACAGAGAACUUGCAGCAGGCUCACAUGGAGACCGAGCAGAUCAUCCACCAGUGGGAAAACACCAUCCAACAGAUGAAGCAAAGAGAUGCUGACAUGCAUCAGUGUGCUCUGAAACUGUCCCAGACCAACCAGAUCAUCCGGGAAAGGAACGACACCUUAACCGAAAUGAGGAACCUCCAGGAGUCUCAGAUGAACGACAACAAGGAAAAAGAAAAGAGGAUAACAACAGCCAAUGGACUGGCUUCAAGACUGCGACUGAACUUAAAGGAGCGGGAGAAGAACUACAUGGAAAUGCAAGAUGAGUUGAAAAGUUCCAAAGCCCUACUGGACAGAACAAUGUCCAAUGUGCAGUUAAUGAGGUCCCACAUCUGCAGGCAUAAGGAAGACAUCCAGAACAACAAAGUCAGACUGAAUCAGACCAAAGCCCAAAAUGAGGCUCUUGAGCAGAAGCUAAAAGCUGUGAUACAAAACGCCCUGAGUGAGAAGGAGCGAGCUGCACAGAUGGAGAAUUACCUCAAGGAAGAGGAGCUAGUCAUCAAGGAGCUGGACUCGCAGCUGCGUGAGCGCAGCAAGGAGUUUGUGCGUUGCAAACAGCACGUGUUGGACUCCAAGAAGCAGGAGAAGAAUUUAAUUGCCCAAAUAGUGAGGAGCAGAUCUACGGUCAACACGUUGGAGGUGGAGAUGAGGAAACAGGAGGAGUACUUGGUCAAACAGAUGAUGAUCAUGAAUGAAAAGGACUCCCUGUUGAUCAUUUUGGACAAAAAGCUCGCACGAAUUCAAGGUGUUGUCGGUGACUCUGACGAGAAGAUAGAGAUGGAGAUAAAGAUAACGGAGCUCAAACAAGCGCUGGAGGAGAAGAAGAAGGCGUCCGUCAAGAUGAUCAGCAAAAUCAAGGAGUCUGAGGAGGACAUUCGCUACUUGAGGAAGGAGAGGGAGGAUUCUGCCGCUCAGAAGGAGGAGCUGUACAACAAAGUCAUAGAGCUGAAGCUGAUCAAUAGUAACAUAGAACGAGAGAUGAAGAUACUCGGGUUCAAGAACCAGGAGCACAUCGUGGAGCAAAACAUCUCCAAGCUCGAGGUGAAGCGCAAAAGGGAUCUUCUGUUCAACAAGGCCAACAGCGUGGUGUCGUUGGAGAAAAGACAGCUGAACGUGAAAAAAGCCAUCCAGGAGAGGCAAGAGGAGAUCAGAGUCUACACACAAAUGCUCGGCCAGCAGCUGAGGACCACCGAGCAGGAGAGACUGGGAAUCAGUGUGGAACUGAACACAAAGCUGUCCAAAGUCCACGCCUCUAAGAAACAUUACGAGGUUGUGACUUUUUCGAUGGCGACGUUUGAAGAGGACGACGAGGAUGCUGUGAGGUCUCAAGCUCACUAUAUCGCCAAGGCUGCGCUAGAGAAAGCAGAACUCAAGCAGCAGGGGGAGUGUCUAAAUGCCAAAAUUCGCAGAGCUGAGCAGGAGAAUAAAGCUCUGGAGAACACAACCCUGUUGUUCAACAUCAGCAACACUGGAUUCCACACAUCGGUCAUGAAGUCGAAAGAAGCCACUCCAGAUUAUAAGGAGAAGUUCCAUCUUGAAGAGCAGCUUCAUGUGGCCGAGGAGACGCUGCAAUCCAAAAAACAACGAGUUGAAAAGCUUCAUGAGGAACUACAGGAAUUGAACCAUUCGCUGAAGAAUCAACUAGAAGCCAGGCAGGAAUUGGAGAAGGAAGUGAGGCGAAUGAUGGACUUUAACGCCUCUCUGAAUGACAUGCUGGUUACUGCCACCAGGUUUAAGCCCCAGCUCAAAUCAGUGCUGCAGCAACUAUUUCAGCAGGCCAAUGUGCCUUUUCCAUCUGCCUCACUCGUCAUUCGAAGAUCGAACUUGGCCAGCAACUCCGCCUCUCUCAGGUAUCCUGUCAUGUCGCCCAGCUCCCCAAAGCCUUCUGAGGAACAGGAGGCCCCGCGAAAGACCGUGAUUUUGGACCUGGAUCUAGCCUGACUGGUUUUUCCCUUCUUGUUGCCUUUGGAGCUUUACUAGUGAACCAUGGUUUGUAAUGAGGACAUCAGUGUUUGUGUUAAUAUUGUUGUACUUCCGUGGCCUGGUGGACUUGCACAUGUAUUGAAAAUGGUUGUUACAAAAGAAGAUAUACAUGCUGUAUGCUUAGCUUUUUCACCAAGUAAAUACAUAAAAAUUGUAGAGCAGAAAAAAUUAUGAUAUGGACCUAAACUCAUAUCCCGACAUAGUUUGUCCCAUAAACUAACCUAUAAAUGGAAAUAUCUGUUGACAUAAGUAAAUAUUUCCACUAUGUCAUGAUUUAAAAAUGUAUACUGAUGGGGAUCCCAAAUACACAAAAACAGGUACCAACCCGUAAGAAAAAUAGGUUUUGCAGAACAUAUAUAUAUAUGCAAUAUAUAUAUAU
Messenger RNA from Nerophis lumbriciformis (worm pipefish), 3236 nucleotides. RefSeq names its product coiled-coil domain-containing protein 39-like. The record is from RefSeq and is a predicted model, not a curated record. Gene Ontology annotation, cellular component: axoneme. Gene Ontology annotation, biological process: inner dynein arm assembly; epithelial cilium movement involved in determination of left/right asymmetry; cilium-dependent cell motility. NCBI's taxonomy places the organism in Eukaryota, Metazoa, Chordata, Actinopteri, Syngnathiformes, Syngnathidae.